This is a messenger RNA of Komagataella phaffii GS115, 1422 nucleotides long. RefSeq names its product Dihydrolipoamide acetyltransferase component (E2) of pyruvate dehydrogenase complex. Gene Ontology annotation, biological process: pyruvate decarboxylation to acetyl-CoA. The record is from RefSeq and is a predicted model, not a curated record. The transcript has 2 exons. The coding region runs from base 1 to 1422 and encodes 473 amino acids. Gene Ontology annotation, molecular function: dihydrolipoyllysine-residue acetyltransferase activity. Gene Ontology annotation, cellular component: pyruvate dehydrogenase complex. Lineage: Eukaryota; Fungi; Ascomycota; Pichiomycetes; Pichiales; Pichiaceae.
AUGUCAGCGUUAACAGCAUUGAGAGUGACCCGUCCCCUGUUGCGUUUUCCUGCAGCAAGAGUCUCGUUAAACUUGUUUGCUCGUGGGUAUGCUUCCAAAUCAUGGCCCGAACAUACUGUCAUUGACAUGCCUGCUUUGUCGCCAACUAUGACGCAGGGUAAUAUUGUCAAAUGGCACAAAGCUGUAGGUGACCAAUUGGAACCUGGUGAAUCCAUUGCCGAGGUUGAGACUGAUAAAGCUUCGAUGGAUUUCGAAUUCCAAGAGGAUGGUUACUUGGCUAAAAUCUUACUUGGAGACGGAACUCAAGAAAUUCCUGUUGGAAAGCCAAUUGCUGUUUAUGUCGAAGACAAGGCUGAUGUUGAAGCCUUCGAAAGUUUCACUAUUGAAGACGCUGGUGCCCCAGCUGCUGCUGCUGCCCUAGCUAAGGAAGAACCAAAGGAAGAGCCAAAAGAGGCUGCCACACCAGCUCCUUCGAGUGAAGAAUCUAAAUCUGAGGCCAAACCUUCGUCUUCCAAACAACCUAGACCUGCUGGCAGCAGAAUUAUCGCUUCCCCUUUGGCUAAGACUAUCGCCUUAGAAAAGGGUAUCUCCCUCAAGGAAAUUACUGGUACCGGACCCAAUGGACGAAUUGUAGCUAAGGAUGUUGAAUCCUACAAGCCCAAGUCUACUGCUGCUCCCGCUGCCCCUGUUUCCUCUCCAGCUCCCUCCACAGCCACUGCUGCUUACCAGGAUAUUCCACUUACAAACAUGAGAAAGGUUAUUUCCAAGCGUUUGACAGAGUCUAAGCAAUCCGCCCCUAACUACAUCAUUUCCUCUUCUAUUUCAGUAUCCAAACUGUUGAAAUUGAGAGCAUCCUUGAACGCUUCUUCUAAUGACCGCUACAAAAUUUCUGUUAAUGAUUUACUGAUCAAGGCUAUUGCUGUUGCCUGUAAGAGAGUUCCUGAGGCCAAUGCCUAUUAUUUGGAGCAGGAAGGAGUUAUCCGCCAGUUUGAGAACGUUGAUGUUUCUGUUGCCGUUGCCACUCCAACGGGGUUAAUUACGCCAAUUGUUUUCAAUGCUGAUUCCAAGGGACUCGAGACUAUUUCCAAGACUGUGAAGGAUCUUGGUAAACGUGCAAAGGAGAACAAGUUGAAGCCUGAAGAAUUUCAAGGAGGAACUAUCACUAUCUCCAACCUUGGAAUGAACCCAUCCGUUUCCUUCUUUACCUCAAUCCUCAACCCACCACAGAGUGCUAUUAUUGCCAUUGGUACGACUGAGAAGAAGGCUGUUCCUGACAAGGGAAGUCCUCAUGGAUUUGUGUUUGACGAUGUUAUCCAAAUUACAGGAACCUUUGAUCACCGUACCGUAGACGGAGCCAAGGGUGGUGAGUGGGUGCGCGCCCUGAAACAGAUUGUUGAGAACCCCUUGGAGCUCCUUUUAUAA